Nannospalax galili (Upper Galilee mountains blind mole rat) is the source of this 1234-nucleotide messenger RNA. It is a transcript of the gene Thap3, whose product is annotated as THAP domain containing 3. The transcript has 5 exons. Lineage: Eukaryota; Metazoa; Chordata; Mammalia; Rodentia; Spalacidae. The record is from RefSeq and is a predicted model, not a curated record. Bases 48 to 764 code for a protein of 238 amino acids.
GCCUUGCUGCCGCCAUCUUUGUUAGGGGCAGCGGGCCGGGCUCCGAGAUGCCGAAGUCGUGCGCGGCCCGGCAGUGCUGCAACCGCUAUAGCAGCCGCAGGAAGCAGCUCACCUUCCACCGGUUCCCCUUCAGCCGUCCGGAGCUGCUGAAGGAGUGGGUGCUGAACAUUGGCCGGAUCGGCUUCAAGCCCAAGCAGCACACGGUCAUCUGCUCUGAGCACUUCAGACCUGAGUGCUUCAGUGCCUUCGGGAACCGUAAGAACCUGAAGCACAAUGCUGUGCCCACCGAGUUCGCCUUUCAGGACCCCACACAGUUGGUGAGGGAGAACACAGACCCAGCUGGCACGCGAGGAGAUGCCUCCCCUGAGAGAGAGGUCUGUCCCGAGGCGGUGGCUGGUGGGGACAGCCCAGGAAGGAACAUGGACGCCACGCUUGAAGAGUUUCAGCUGCCUCUAAACACCGAAGGCCCGGGGAAACGGGUAUUAACACAGAGAACAGAAGCAACGGAGGCCCCUGGUGGGCCCACUGGCCCCAUGGGGCUGAGAAGGCCCCUUCCAGGGCAGCCGUCUGAUCACAGCUACGCCCUUUUGGAUUUGGAUGCCCUGAAAAAAAAACUCUUCCUCACGCUGAAGGAAAAUGAGAAGCUCCGAAGGCGUUUGAAGGCCCAGAGGCUGCUGAUGCGGAAGAUGUGCAGCCGUCUGCGUGCCCACAGAGAGGGACAGCGGGGCCCACGGCCUGGAGUCCCACCACCACAGUGGAGCUGAGCUGGAGCUGAUUGGGGGUGGCAGCAACACCCGUGCAGGUGGUGGUUUGGGGCUGUGCUGUGCACAUCUCCACCUGCUGCUGAUGCUGGUAGGGUGGGCUUGAGACCUGUGGGGGCCACGUGGCCACCAGGUGAGGGGUCCAAGUGCUGUGGCGUUGAGAGGUAUGUGCUUGGGCCACUUGGGCUGAGGCUGGUGGCUGUGGAGCUGUCCUUGCAGCACAGCGACCAAGUGUGAGGAGCUAGCCCAGUUUGUCAGAGCUACUUCCUGAGGGAAGGGGUUCCCCUCCCAGGGCACCCCCUCCAGGGACAUGCAUAUCCAUGUGGUCUCUUUCCUCAGAGACCACUCCGCUCUGAUGGCAGGGUGAGGGGUCCCCUCCAUCAGCCUGGCAGCCAGCAGUGUGAUCCAGGCAGCCUACGACACCUCUCCUGGGCUGGUUUACAUGAACAUGGAAUAAACGUCUUUACACUGCA